This is a messenger RNA of Gossypium arboreum, 1321 nucleotides long. RefSeq names its product phosphoglycerate mutase-like protein 1. The coding region runs from base 247 to 1083 and encodes 278 amino acids. The transcript is spliced from 10 exons. Gene Ontology annotation, cellular component: cytoplasm. The record is from RefSeq and is a predicted model, not a curated record. Gene Ontology annotation, molecular function: phosphatase activity. NCBI's taxonomy places the organism in Eukaryota, Viridiplantae, Streptophyta, Magnoliopsida, Malvales, Malvaceae.
UUUAUUUAUUUAGAUUAGCAUCCAAAAGUCUUAAAUUUUAUGGGUUUUGUUUUGGGUUUUAUCUUACUAUGUUUCUUGUUUGAUUCAGUAUGUUUUUCUUUUUUUAAAUUUGUUCUAUGGGUUUUGCCUGAAGGUGCAGAUUUGGUGACUUUUUGAAGAAAAAUAAAGUGGGUUUGUUGGAAAUCUGUGGUUUUUCUCUGAAAGACACCAGCUUGAAUUACUUUUAGUGCUUUUUAGCUUCUGGAUAUGGAUACCAGUGCUGGCCCGAGCUUGUUCCCUUUGCACCGCUGCAAAACUCUUCACUUGGUGAGGCAUGCUCAGGGGAUCCACAAUGUAGAUGGAGAUAAGAACUAUAAAGCAUACAUGUCUCCAGAAUAUUUUGAUGCACACAUUACCCCUCUUGGCUGGCAACAGGUGGAUAAUUUGCGUAAGCAUGUCCAUGAAUGUGGCCUUGCUAAGAGGAUUGAUUUGGUUAUUACAUCCCCUUUGCUAAGGACAUUGCAAACAGCUGUUGGGGUAUUUGGUGGUGAUGGUUAUACAGAUAGGAUGGAUGUAGUGCCACUUAUGGUGGCAAAUGCAGGAAAUAGUGGUCGUGCUGCAAUUUCAAGUCUAAACUGCCCACCGAUCGUUGCAGUAGAACUUUGCCGAGAACAUUUGGGAGUACAUCCUUGCGAUAAGAGGAGAAAUAUCAGUGACUAUCAAUUCCUUUUUCCUGCGGUUGAUUUCUCACUGAUAGAAAGUGACGAGGAUACAUGGUGGAAAGCUGAUGUUAGGGAGACAAAAGAGGAAGUUGCAGCCAGGGGGCAGAAGUUCCUGAACUGGUUGUGGACACGGAAAGAGAAGGAGAUAGCCAUUGUUACCCAUAGUGGGUUCUUGUUUCAUACAUUAAGUGCACUUGGAAAUGAUUGUCAUCCAUUGGUGAAGAAAGAGAUCUGCAAACACUUUGCAAAUUGCGAGCUUCGUUCCAUGGUCAUUGUUGAUAGAAGUAUGAUAGGAUUUGAUCCUUCAACAACCAAUUACCCUGGAAAGAUUCCAUCAGGAUUGGAUCUCCCAAGUGAUGUUGUCGAUGAGAAGGCUAACUAAAGGACCUGAUACAAAUUGUCCUCUGAACAUUAUGUUUCAUGCUUGUGAUUUAGCGCUGCCUAAACUCAUAAUUAGGUAUGGCUUAUGGUACUAUAUAUUCAUAUGGUGAUUUUGGCAUGUGGAUGAGGAAAUUCAACAUGGUAAUUGAUAUACAAAUAGAUUGUAAGAACUUUGUAAAGAACCGGUUGUUGGAAUUCCUUUGGUUUGCAAAGACUGAAGAAGUUACAGGUGCCUCAAA